This is a messenger RNA of Penicillium lagena, 1278 nucleotides long. RefSeq lists its product as uncharacterized. Gene Ontology annotation, cellular component: nucleus. NCBI's taxonomy places the organism in Eukaryota, Fungi, Ascomycota, Eurotiomycetes, Eurotiales, Aspergillaceae. The record is from RefSeq and is a predicted model, not a curated record. Bases 1 to 1278 code for a protein of 425 amino acids. Gene Ontology annotation, molecular function: DNA-binding transcription factor activity, RNA polymerase II-specific; DNA binding; zinc ion binding. Gene Ontology annotation, biological process: regulation of DNA-templated transcription; DNA-templated transcription. The transcript has 3 exons.
AUGUCCCCGGCAAAUUUGAGUCUGGAGCAGAACGGACGGUUUCCAAGUGGGCGAUGCAAACUAGCUUGCGAUGAAUGUCGGAAACGAAAGCUUCGCUGUGACGGUCAGGAUCCGAAAUGCGGAGUUUGUAUCGAAGCAGGCAUCACCUGCAAAGUCAACACGAAGCGCCUAGCGAGAGGUCCAAAGAAAGGCCUCCUUAGAGCUCUUCGGAUCAAAGCUGACAGGAAUCAGCUAUAUUUUGAACGAGUUCACCCCUUUACUCCAUUGAUUCAAAGACGUCACUUCCUCUCUUGGUCUCAUCGCCGAGACUUCAAGCGUUCCCGGCUCUGCCUGCAACUUGCUAUGCGGACCUUAGCUGCAUCUCUGUCAGCACAGUAUCAACAUAUUUCUCUAGCGACUUACCAGAAUGCAAGAAAAGAACUUGAAUAUAUUGAGAUUCAAGGUACUGGAUUGGACUCGGUUGACGUUGAGCAAGCACAAGCAUGGAUACUUGUUGCGUUCUACGAAUUGAUCCGAGCUCAUUACCGGCGAGCCUGGAUGAGCAUCGGACGCGCAUGUCGAUUGAUACAACUAUUGGGUUUACAUAGAAUUGACGCUGUGGAGAAGAUCACAAACGAUGCCGAGGCAACUCCGCGUGCCAACACUGAGACAGAAGAAAAGAGAAGGACAUUUUGGAUGGCAUAUUGUCUCGAUCGCCUGGUGGGUCUUCGGAACAACUGGCCAUUAGCUUUCAACGAACUUGUGAUAUGCACUCGACUUCCUGCGGCUGAAGCUGACUUUCAAAACGGUGAACCCAGCCUAGGCGGAUUUCUUUCGGAAGCAAUUACUACCGACUCUGGGUACAACGUCCCCGCUUUCAACGAAUUAAUAGUAUAUGUUACAAUCUGUGGACGCUGUCUAUCACAUAAACAGCAAGCAGCCAUAGAGCCACUCCAUAGUAGCUUAUCACGGGGUUUUUGGAACCGCCAUGAGUGGCUUCAUGCACUCCUAACACAAAAGCUCAGAAGAUCCCGGAUGUUGUCAUCGCCUUCAGAUAUGACGGAUCCUAUGCGCCUUUUCGCGAACAUGGUGGCUUACACGGCUCUUAUCUAUCUCUGCAAGAUCCUGGAUUCCUCACCAAACGAAAGCAUUAAUCAACAAUCCAUGCCUGCAUAUGAAGAAGAGUCGCGAACUGCGGCCUGGGAAAUCGCCAAUCUGGCCCAAAAUGUAGAUGAACUAAGUAUUUUCAAGGUAUGUUGCAUAUAUGAAGUUUCUGCCAAUCUACUUUGGCUAAUAUAG